Messenger RNA from Porites lobata, 11198 nucleotides. The record is from the annotation of a GenBank genome assembly. Lineage: Eukaryota; Metazoa; Cnidaria; Anthozoa; Scleractinia; Poritidae.
AUGCAACCAUCUACCACAAUGAUAAAAAUCCUGGUAUUUCUUAACUACUUGAAUUCGAUGAGUCACAUUUUGGCUUAAGAAACUCCGAGGAAACCUUAGAGUUUUCCUUCUAAUCAACGUUUGGUGAGUAGAUAUACAUGUCACUUUAACAAUUUGUUUAAGGUGACUCGACCCAGUUUUUUUGGGGGGGUACCAUCCUACUUUGAAGCUCUCUGGUAUCCCCACCUUUACUUUUAUCGUAAGUCUAACACAUAGAAUGGAUAACAUAUAGAUCAAUCUACAAUAUAACAUAAAAUUUUUGGCGAUCGGAGUAAAUGUCACGUGGUUAUAAUGCCACGCCCCUUUGAGGUCUGAGUCGAAAAUCUGCUGUUGCAGGCAUUUUUUCCUGAAAAUCUCUCGGUUACACAUAGUGCGCAUUAGUGUCUUGCGCUGAACAGAGUUUCACCAAAAUCGCAAAGACCCAAUUCGAGAAAUUCAGCGGUUUCCAAAUUUAGGUCAUAAUUUAUGCGAAAAUGAUCAGCAAACUUUACACGAUUAUAUCUAAUAAACUAUGAGACUUAUCCCUUUAUUUUGGGCAUCGUUAUAACAGAUGGGUCCUUGCAAGUCAGCAAAACGCUUUAGGGCCUUGUAAAUGUGCGCGAUUUUGAGCAAAGCAAACAUAUAGAAAUUAUAGUUUUCGCAAUUUGUUGACGUUUGUCAGCGUUUAAGAGUCCUUCUCACGAAAAAAGCAUUUUCUUAAAAAUUCGUAAUUUUUUUUCCUUCAAACUUUUUCAGGGCCACAAUUGAUUAACUGACUACCCGGAUUCUGAAUUUCAUGGUCAUUGAAAAACUGUGACAUUAUCUUCUAUAAGCCCAAACUUGAGUAAACAUUGAAGAUUUUUAGCGUUUUGGCUGAGUUUGUGCUUUGGGAGUUGUCUAUUGUUUCUAGUCUGUCAUUAUACAGCAUUCUUGUUCAGCACGCGUGCAAUGACCGCGCUUGGCUGACUUCCGAAUGCUCACCGACUAUGAUAAUUUUGGUACAGUGAGACAGGCCAUCGUGUGAUACAUAGAGGUUUAACUCACAAUUUUUAAUCAAUUCUCGUGCUUCUUGUGCCUUUGCAAAAAGAUCAAGAGGUGCUACACACUAAAUCUACUUACUAUUAAAAAAUUAUCAUUUUUUCAUAGGUUUAAUGCAAGCCAAUAAUUAAACUAACUCGUGGCGGGAAUCCCUUCCAUUUUCUCAUACUAAAUUAUCAUAUCUCGUUGAGCAUUCGCAAGUCAGCCAAGCGUGGUCAUUGCACGCGUGCUGAACAAGAAUGCUGUAUAAUGACAGACUAGAAACAAUAGACAACUCCCAAAGCACAAACUCAGCCAAAACGCUAACAAUCUUCAAUGUUUACUCAAGUUUGGGCUUAUAGAAGAUAAUGUCACAGUUUUUCAAUGACCAUGAAAUUCAGAAUCCGGGUAGUUAGUUAAUCAAUUGUGGCCCUGAAAAAAUUUGAAGGAAAAAAAACUACGAUUUUUAGCUGAUUUUUUAAGAAAAUGCUUUUUUCGUGAGAAGGACUCUUCAACGCUGACAAACGUCAACAAAUUGCGAAAACUAUAAUUUCUAUAUGUUUGCUUUGCUCAAAAUCGCGCACAUUUACAAGGCCCUAAAGCGUUUUGCUGACCUGCAAGGACCCAUCUGUUAUAACGAUGCCCAAAAUAAAGGGAUGAAUCUCAUAGUUUAUUAGAUAUAAUCGUGUAAAGUUUGCUUAUCAUUUUCGCAUAAAUUAUGACCUAAAUUUGGAAACCGCUGAAUUUCUCCAAUUGGGUCUUUGCAAUUUUGGUGAAACUCUGUUCAGCGCAAGGCACUAAUGCGCACUAUGUGUAACCGAGAGAUUUUCAGGAAAAAAUGCCUGCAACAGCAGAUUUUCGACUCAGACCUCAAAGGGGCGUGGCAUUAUAACCACGUGACAUUUACUCCGAUCGCCAAAAAUUUUAUGUUAUAUUGUAGAUUGAUCUAUAUGUUAUCCAUUCUAUAUGUUAGACUUACGAUAAAAGUAAAGGUGGGCAUACCAGAGAGCUUCAAAGUAGGAUGGUACCCCCCCAAAAAAACUGGGUCGAGUCACCUUAACUUGCACCAAAUGUAACAGGGAAAGACAGAGGAAAGUGAAUAUAUAGCAUGAGGAUCGACGCAGCUGAGCGUUUCGCGUUUUCAUUUAUGUACGGCAAUACUCAAUUUCGCACAAAAACCCAGUCUACAUUUAGGACGAAAAAGGUCGAUUCAUCACUCUUGGUAAGGUUACACUGCGUAUGUUCUUAAAAGGGCUGCGUGUUUCAUCCAUUGUGAGGCAAAGGCGGCAAAGGGAGGAGGAGUACUCAUGUCAAUCAUGAUCCCAACUUGCAAUGCUCACGCGUAUAUGAAAUUCUAGAAGAAAAAUUUUGCGCCGUACGCAAAAAAUGCGACAGUAAAAAAUAUAAUAACAGUAAACAAAUAUAAUGUAGGGAUGAAAAGUCUUGAUCGAGCAAUUAUUGUUAGUGACACUCUCAAGACAGAAACGUCUCCAAUUUUUAUUUAUUAGGUUCGGAUUACGGUUCCGGUUCCGGUUCCGUUUCCGUUUCCGGCUCCGCUGCCGGUUCCGGAUUCCGGCUUUUCCAUACGCCCAGAGAUUGGCCACGGUUUUUUUUCUGUUUUUCCUUUUAGAGAUUGCCUAAAAAGGAACAAGGCCAAUAUCCAGCUUUCAUUAAAGAAAAAAUGACCAAGCUUGGUCUUAAAAGAAAUAUUGUGUGGCUAAUAAAUUAGACACAAAGAGGGUAAUCCUCAGCACACAAACAAACAAACAAACAAAAAAUAACCAUCAAUUUCAGAAAGUGAAAUUCAGAAAAUUUAUUGCCUUCAUCUCCCUUCAUACAUGAUAGUUUUCCUACCGCACACCUCAUAUUAUAAAACUGGCAAAUAUUGUCUUUCCACUACAUGAGUUGAAUAUUAAGAUCAGUCACCUCUGUUGAUUUUGCAAAAUAUAUUUUAAAUUAAGUACACAUUGAGUGACAUUGAAUUCAUAACAUCAUAUAUUUCUUAAAAUACCUCCAGUUGAAUCAUUGAAACCUACCUAAACAUAACUUAAACGUCCUACAGAAGCAAGUAAUAAAAAUUGAUAACCGCAUAUUAAACAUGCAAUAAAUACAAAUGAUAACUUAGUAAACUACUCUGCAUUCGAAUGGUUGUUCACAUGUUCCAAGCUCCUUAUCACCACAGAGACAGUUAAAGGUUUGGUUACCAUGGAAACCUAGUAUGUCUCUUUCUUCAAGAAUAGAAAAAGAAAAUGUUGACCAACACGUCCCGACAAAAUACUUUGCAUGAGCACAAAUCCACUGCUCAAUUAUAGCUACCCCUCCAUCACCAUAUUUUUGUAAAAUCUGUUUUGGAGCAUCAUACUUGACAAAAGGAAGUUUGUUCUUCAAAUAAUCUAUUUCUGAAAUGGGAAAAGAAAUUGUAAAACAAUAUAGUACUGUUAUACUACUCAGAGUUACCUGCCUCUUGUGAGGCAAUCAUCCGGCAUACGUUCAUUAUACGUUCGGAAUUAUUCAUGAUUCGCAACUGUUGGACAUUGGUUAAAGAACAAACAAAUGAAAAGAAGAUGUUGAGAAAAAUCAGUCUGAAUAAAACUAAUGUGCAGAGUUGACAGUAGUGUCAAUAUCGGUGUAACUACAAAAAUGUAAAGAAACUUAGUUAUUAAAUGAUGAAUAUAUUAAUUUCAUAUAUUUCAAAUGUGGGAUGAAGAAAUAAACGCAGAGAAGAUCAUCACAGUUAAAUACGCAGGUUAUGCAGUUGCGAAAAGAAAGCCUGAAUUUUCGUAAUGCCAGUGCAGCGCUCCAACCAAUAUUGAGCUAGCAAGCCAACUGGGGGCUGGCCAAUUGUAAUAUACCCGGGGAAGAUGGAGUUGAAUAUAUUAAUUUCAUGUAUUUGAACUGUGGGAUAAAGAAAUAAACGCAGAGACGAUCAUCACAGAUUUUUAAUAUGCAACUAAAGAGCAGCUGGAAAAAGAGAGCUUGAAAAAAAUUCAAGCUUGCUGGUAUUCAAACCCUGACCUGCUCUGCGAUACUGGUCCAGUACCCUUACCAACUCAACCAGCAAGCCAACUGGGACCAGCUCCAAACACCAAAACACUUUUUUUCACUCUGAACCUUUUUGCUGUCCUUGCACUGAAGUGUUAAUUAGUAUGCAAUCCUCAACAGUUCUUUGUAAGACUAUUUAUUGGUAACUGAGCUAUAUCAUCAAUGGUAUCAAAUUUCAAGGUCUUUGACAGUGUUGAGCUUGUUGCUGGUUCUCGAACCUAUGAUGGGUAUUUUCCUAGGUUCUAGGAACAGUUCCACAUCUAUUCAAACAAGGCUGUCACUGAGCUGGCUGGGGGUCAGGAUUUCCCCAGCUUCUGUGAGCAUAACCCACAGGUAUUUUCACUGGAAACAAAAGGAAAAUAUAACCAAGAGAAAUUCCACUUCUGUUCAAUUUCCUGCCUAGCCCACUAAAUACAUAUACCCAGUAGCCUGAGAAAACAGCCUACAUUUUGCGACACCACCACCGGUUUCCCGGGAAAAUGACGUCUACAGAAAGACCACAGAAAUUCCAUACUGAUAAAGAUCUGGGCAGUGCUUCUGAUUGGUCAUGCUGCAUGGGAAAUUUGCAUCAGCCAAUCAGAAGCACUACCCAGAUUUCGGUAGUAUCAGUAUGGCAAUUCAGCACACAUUUUGCAGACGUCAAUUUGCCGCAAAAACCAGUGGUGGCGUUGCGAAAUUAAAUGUCGGCGGUUUUCUCAGGCUAUGUACCCAGCAACUUGAAAACAUAGCAACAGCCUUGAAAAGGUAAAAGUAUUAUUAUUUCUAAACAAUAUUUUGCAUCUCACCUUCUUUAUCAGCAUCAGUAGCAAGAAACACCUUGUCAAGCUUUUGUUUAUCUAGAAUCUCCUUGAUCUGUUUGAUAGCGUUAUCUAAUGAUGGUACACCAUCAGGAUGUGCAUCAAGAAAAUCAGUUCUUCUCAGGUGAACAGCCAGGUAUGGGCCACCCGUAGCACUACCCUCCUUUUUGUGGUUUUUUGUCCAGUCUUCAUCCAUGACAGUGCCAUCUUUGUUGUCCUCUGAUUUCAGUAUCUCUUUACGGAAUGUGUCUCCUUCUGCUGUCAGGUGCUUGGCAAAUACUUGGCUUCUUCUUGCCUACGUUUAAGACAAGUACUGAUAAGAGUCAUUGUCAACUCAGCUCCCUUUCAACAUUAGACAUUAGAGAGCUUAAACAACAACCAUGGCAACAGCAACAAAAACAAACAAAAAAGCGAUAAGUUGAACACUAUUUUUUGACUACACGUUUUGAUACUUCAAAACAACAUGAAAUUUCCAUAUUUGAUAUAAAUUAAUUUUAUGGACGGCAUAACCAAAUGCCAAGUAAUUCUCUGUUAUUAAACUUGGGUGUUGUCCCCAAGGGUCUACGCCCAGGAAAUGUCACCUACAUAUGAAAUUUUAAGCAAGUUAGAAUGUAAUCUAAAUCACAUGUUUUGAAAAAGUGCAAACUGAUUUUAAAAGUGAUGUUUUUCCUGCAAUCGCUUUCAUCAUUGCUAAGGCUGCCUAUUAUCACAGCUUAAGACACUAUGGAUCGAAAUCAACCAAAUUAUGACAACCUACAAACAUGACCUUUUGAACCCACUGAAGAAAACCUUCGUUUCCUAAGAGGUCUGUUAGAAUGAUUGGCGGAGGUGAAAAUUGUAAACAUCAGUUAUAUUUUUGACUUUAGGUAAUAUGUUACUUCAAUGUCUGGCAAUGUUUGCCACGAAAUUGCUGGCAGACGACAAAAUAACAUCUGUCAAAAAUAUAUUUCCUGGGCAUGGUAUAUAAAGUUUCAGAUAAACAUAUUUUAAUGCUAUUUUGGAACAAUUUACUAUCAAUAUUUAAAUUUUGAUUCUUCUAGUACCUUAUUGUUUUUCUUAUGAGCUUCUGAUUGGCCCACAACCAACUUUCUUGGAAUGUAUUGUUACUCAUGUGUAAUACAAUAAACAAUUAUUGGUUAACAUUUUCCUAGGUAGCCCCGGUUGCAGCACUGUGGUCCCUCUGUAAGUCUAUUGGUUGCUCAGUUUUUGCUCUUGAAAUCUGCAGCAUUUUGGUGUUAAAGCCAUUCACUCCUGGAAAUGUUAUCCAAAUUGCCCCUUGAAGCUUAUAGUCAAGCUGUAUUCUGGUCACGGCCUGGCUAUAAUGUGCCAAACUGCCCAAAUCACUUGAUCUUAGCUUCAUUGUUUGAAGACAUAUUACCUUCCAAUAUUCUACCUGACCAUAAUGGAUGUGUAAAACCUUUUCAAAUCUGUCAAUCAUUACUGAUCUGAAAUAAUGAAAAAAAAAUGAGCCACAGUACCUCCCAGAAAUCCUUCUGUCCAUACACGAUGUGCGUCACUUCGUCAAAUCUGUCUACAAACACUGAUCUGGAAAGGUGAAGAAAAUGAGGUUACUCUGGAAAGACGAGCUCCAAGAGAAUUACUUCACAUGGUGGUCUCUUUUUCAUAGUCGACUAAAACAUGACGGACAUGCUUUGCAAGGUAUUUUUUCCAAGACCAAAGCCUGAGCCAAAGGAUGAGAUUGUACUGUGUCUACCCUAGAUGUUACAUUAUGAAGGACAAGAAAUGAAUAGAGUGUUGAGUGAAAUUUGCCAUUCAUAAAGAGCGAUAUCAGUUGCAUCUACGCCAGUCAACAGAAUGAGUAGAAGCAACGGAACACAAUUCAAACAAAAUGGCGGAUAAGUGACAACAUUAAAAACAGCCCCAGAGAAGAGUAAAGACAGUCUGCUUGCCAAGGUGCAUGAAAAACAGAGCAAAUAAUGCUUAAUGACACAAUUGUCUCUAUUUCUGUCUCUUUUAUCCAUCGCUUGGGAGGACUGAGUCUUGAGGGGGCAUACUAAUACUACAAAGUCCCCAAGGUAUUGUGGAGAUCAGCGAUUUUGGUCCAUCAAAAGAUCCUUGACACGGAUCUGAGAGAUGAGAUGAUAGUCAGUUAGUGGAAUCUUGGAACUGAGAACUGAUCACGCUGUAUCCACAUCCCACAAGCUUACAAUCCAUAAGUGUGAUUCAGGGUUGUGGCUGCAACAGAAAGUACAACAAGGGAGACAGGCUCACCCUAGGAAUCCUGUUGAAAGAGCUCACGUUCAAGUUCUGCAACUGGGUUCUUGUUUUGAUUCUUGACUUUGCUGAUAAAGAGAACAAUUCUUAGCUUGUGAAGAACUGAGCCACUGUCAGGGGUCAUGAAACAAGAGUCAGUGUCAGUUCAUAUUACAGUAAGAAGGCCAUCCUGUGGUUGGAUGCCAAUGCACACGCUCAUCAGUGUGUUGCGGAGAGUGUCAUGGAGCGCGUUUGGCAUUCAACAAGGUAAGUAUAAACUGUCAAGCUCAUUUAAUGACUUUGGCAGUAAAAGAGAUUACCCAUAGUUUCAGGUUGGGGGUUGGGGGUUGGGGGACUGCUGCACCACUGAGGUAGGACCACGCAGGGUGAAGCAGAAUGAUGGCAGCUAGAAGUGAUGCAAUCAAAGGCUUUGUCCAUGUCAAGGAUGAAAAAGGUUUGUUGGGUUACCAUCUUCAGUUGUCGAAGAACCACUUUGUGGAUGUGCUACCUCCAAAUCAUUAUUUAUUAUUUUAUAUCUAGUUAUAUUUAUGUGGCUAAGGUGGACAUGCAAAAGAUUGUCAAGGACUUGCACUCCUGCUGGGCAGGUACUAGGGGUUCGUUACAUUUAACAAUGAGUAAGGUGUCGGAAGCAAUUGUGGCGAAAUGAAGGAAACUUAAACAUCUUUAAUGUUAGAAUGUUAGUCAACUUCUAGGAAGAGCAUGUGCGUGGCUGUGCUCUAGCAGAGCCCGGUGGCCCCUGGCGCCUAACUUUUGCCCUCGGGCGACUAGAAAAUCUCAAAUUUUUCAUGCAAAUCGUAUGCUGGGCGCCCUAGAUUAUAAUGUUUCAGAGCACUGGGCUCCCUUCAAUUUUCCUUAGAGCACAGCUUUGAAUGUGCCUUGAGUAAUGGGCAUAAGUGUGCUCUAGGUCUGGGCUGGGAGCGCAAGCCAAGUGUCAGCUUUUUCUAGUGAAAUGAAGUUUAGCCUUUCCUACUAGUAUGCUUUGGACAGAUGCACAGAGAACCACAGAAUCCUUGGUGAGUUGGAUGAAGCUGCAAACUUGGCAAGUUGAGUUGUCGCACUUACGGGCAUUGCCACUGGCAAAGUCAGAUGGUAGGAUAGUGGCUCCAGCAACAUGAUGAACAGAGGCUUGGCACCUACUGAUGGUGGAAAGGAAGGUGGGAACACGAGCGUUUGAGGGAAACUCACCACGACAGAGCUUUUCAAAUGCCCACACACGUGCUUUAUUGUUAGUGAGAAUGCAGGCUGGUGUUUUCAACUGUAAGAGCUGUAGUGUUUCAUUGCAGCUGGGAUGGAUAAGGCCUCUAUCUCACAAGGGAGCCAGGUAACUUGACAACUCCAAAGUUUGGUGCUGGAAAGGCUGGUUAGCUGAAGGGUAUUGUCACGUAUUAUAUACAUUGUGGUGGUGAUACCUGGACUUUUGACAGCUUCAUUUGUGAUGAUCCACAAUUGAUUAUCAAGGCAGGGGGGGGGGGGGUUGAUGGAGCAGAUGGGCUGACUGUGCAUUGUGAAAGAGUAGAUCAUCAGACAAGUUGAUCCUUUCAUGAGACUGAUGACCUGUGAUGACAGUGUCAAGUGGUGCUUGUAAGGCUGAGCACUGGGGUAUAAUGCCAGCUAGCACUUUGUAUGCACCAAUGAAGGACUACAGUUUCAGGCUUGCUGCACAAAGCUAGAGCUGUAAUUUGAUGGAGGAAGGCUUGGAGGGUUCCAGCCAAACAUCAUGGUAGAUUUGGGGUUUUUAAAAGUCUUGGAAUGCAGAGAGUUUGAGGUUGCCCUCGGAGAGGGCCUGAAACACUCAUUUCAAGUUGUGCAGUAACUCCUCUGGUGAGUAGGUACCGCAGUUAAGCCGUGAUGUUAUUGGCUAGUCUUAAUAGCCAAUAACAUCACGGCUUAACUGACAGACGACCUAUAACAUCACGACGUAAUUGACCAAUCAGAUAAUGACCAGAGUAUAAUACCAUCAACUGACGUGAUACAACUCACUUUGACUCUGAAGAUGACUACCACACAGGUUGUCGAAACGUCAGUCACUGUCAAUAACAACAGUCCCAUUCAGGUCUACGUUCACCUGGACGAUCAAACUAAACCUACAUUUGAAAUGACUCCUGGGUUCAAACGUUUCACAGUGGUAUCAGUAUUGUACAUAAGUGACCGCUGAGAUUUGCCGUACAGUAAAACCUGUAUUAAGCGGAAACCCUUGGGGAAUGCUGUAGUGUCCACUUAAUACAGGGUGUCUGCCUAAUACAGGUUUCGAUAGACAACGUCAUAUGAGGUGUCAAAUGCCAUUGAAAUGAACAGUGGAAGGAAACAUUUAGAAUACUCCCAGAGCCUAUGACGAUAUAUGUCUGCACAUUCGUUUUUAAAGUGGACCAAUUGAUCAUAGUACCAUAAACAUAGAUUGCAACUCAAAUUUGAAGAAAUCAGAUGAGUGAAACAAGCUCUGUACAAACAAAAAGAAAUAGAAAACAAUACUGUACUGAAAAACUAAUCAAAUAAGUUCGUCAAGUCACGUUUUUUAAUGUAAAAAUAAAAAAAAAUUGUGGGUGGCAAUCUUUCGCAUUUCCGGUGUCUGGCAUGUAGGGUGAAGGAAAUAUUUAAUUACAAGUGUCCGUUUAAUAGAGGUUGGCAACAAUAGAAAUGAACAUUUCAGGAUACUUUUUAGGUGUCCACGUCUGCUUAAUAGAGGUGUCCGCUUAAUAAAGGUUUCAUUUGAAGAAAAUAAGGGAAAUAAAUUUGGGAACUUCGGCUACUGUCCCCUUAAUACAGGUUUCACUGCACGUUCCUACAUCACCAGAGGCGGUGACCACAUAGUUCUAGCCCUAGGCCAUAAUGUGCUUGAAUUUGCAGGAGCAUGGACAAUCAAAGCAUGACAGGAAAGUGUAUGUGUAGAACAAGUGCCAGAAGAGCCAUAUGUAAUGAAGGAACGAUCACUAAGGGUAAUCAGCUAUUAGCAGGACAAACAAUGAUACUUUUGACUUCCAUAAAGGGCUACUGGCUCGGAGCUCUUUAUCCAGGUUUUCGACUACCAGACCUUCAAACUGGAACUGUCAGCCUGAUGGGUGCACUAGGCACUAUUACAAAUCUCUUCUUUCAACUUGUGAACAGUGGACAACCAAAUGAUGUUAAAAGUGACCCCACUGUCAACGGUAAUAUGGACAGGGUGGUGACAAUAAAAUGUGUCUAGGGGACUGUUGUACCUGUAAUCUCAAAGCGCGGGGGCUUGGUUGAUUUCCACUAAACCGAGGCUGGUAUCCCUAUGGAUCUUUUGAAAUUAGUAAUGCCUGUGAUCUGCCUAGCUUUGACUAUAAACUAACGGUCACUGUCCAGAAGAUAUCUGUACUCAUUUAGGCAGAGGACUAGAAGCUCAAUCUGUACUUGGAGUUACCAAAGGUCAUUUCUUUUUUCACAGUAAAGUAAUAAUUCUGCACGAGGCCGGCGUUGGGUAUUUUUAGAUAGACGUAACCUUAUUCCACUCAAGGCCAGGGACAUGGCAUGUGCAUAAAACAAUAUAGGGCCUGAGAUAAACAACGUGAGUAUGAGGACUGGACAUUCACAAGGAGUGAGGUGAUGCCUGCCUGUGAGGCCAAAAAAUUGCUUUUCUGUGCUUUGAGAGAGAGAAGAGAAUUCUUUUAUCUCGAAGCCUUCCAAGAAAUUCAAGUCAACUUGUCAGUCAAAAGUAACACAAAUCAAAACUAGCAAUUGACAAGUAAGAGACCAUAAUAAUAUAUUUUACAAGAAGGAAUGGUAGAGCAUUUUGUUAUUUUUUUCCUUUAAUCGGUUAUUUCAGAGUUGUUAUUUUUUAUUACCAUACUAUUUCAGAGUUUUUGUGGAAUGCGGGAAGGCAGUCCCGGAUCAGGAAAUAGGGUGAAAUACAGGAUUGACCCAAGGAUGAUCUCAUACUGAAUGAGCAAUAUAAAAUUUCCAUAUUUGUGCAAUAAUUACGUUGAGUGAUUCUUGGUAAUUACCAAUACCGUCAUAUAUAUUUUCACGAAAGCCCGAUUUUCCGCUGAUGUUUACGUAGAUGAUUUCUACAGCGCUGAAUGUCCGUCGCUGGCUGACAAUGCCUUUGCUACUCUGCAAUCGAUACCCUAG